AAAAUCACAAAGAAAAGAAAAAGAAUAUAUGUCGUCGACGUAAUCAUGCUUCUUUCAGUUAUUUCAGUUUCUUCCUACCUGUUGGCAUUUAUUGAAUUCCCAUGUAUUUAAGGAUGACAAGGUAUGUGAUAUUUGCAACGUUCCUCUUCUACGGCAGCGUGUCCGCGUGGACUCAGGAGGACCUUGAGCUCUUCGACGUGGUGGAAGAUGUCAACGAAAAUUUCUACUCCUUCCUCGGUCUGUCGAAAGACGUCGACACCGCGGGCAUCAAGAAAGCGUACAGAAAAUUGUCGCUUCAGUAUCACCCCGACAAAAAUAAGGAGCAGGGCUCGGAAGACAAGUUUCGAAAGAUAGUGGCAGUGGUAGAAAUCCUGAAAGAUGAGGAAAAGAGGAAAAAAUACCAUUCGAUCCUGGAAAACGGCUUGCCCGAUUGGCGCCAGCCGGUCUUUUACUACAGGAGGGUCCGCAAGAUGGGCAUGAGCGAGCUGUGCGUGUUUCUGCUCGUCCUCGUCACUCUAGGGCAACACGUCGUCGCCUGGGCCGCCUACUGGGAGCGCAAGUUCGAGCUGGAAGAGACGGUGCUCGCCAAGUUCAAGCGGAGAGACAAGAGGUCCAAAAAAGCUAACAGUGCCGUUGAGGACGAAAUUCGCGCCUCGUACAUAGAGAGCCUCGAAAAGCCGCAGUACCGGGACCUGCUCGUGGUUCGUUUGGUCUUAUUCUUGGCGUACGUCGUGCGAAACUUACCCUCCAUAACUCGGGAGUGCCUAAGACAAAUACAGGAGCGACGGAAUAGGGUUGUCGAGGAAGCAAGUAGCGAAGACGAAGCGUACGACGACAGAAGCGAGCGGGAACGCAGGCCCAAACGGCGCGUGCGCGUGAUUCCGGAGGCCUCCGAGGUCACCUCAAACCUGUCUCCACCAUCGACAGAGUCUUCGACGAGCAGGGAAAGCGAGGCCACCUGCUCGGACACUUGCAAGACUCCGUGGAGCGAAGACGACACCGUGGCCCUGAUCAGGGCGAUGAAGAAGUACCCCACAGGCACCGUGGAGCGGUGGCAGAAGAUUGCAGACCUGCUAAACCGCACUGCAGAUGAAGUCAUCCUCGUCAUGAAGCAGCUGAAGAAGUCCAACCUCACCGCCAACAUCGUACCGCAUGCUCAGGGUGUGACGGCCCACGACUACGAAAGCGUGACGGCGUUUGACCAGGCGCCGACGAUCAGGUUGCUGGCAGACUCUGCGGACGGUGGCGCCCAGCCAUUGCAGAAGGCGGACGACUGGAGCCAGGCGCAGCAGAAGUGCAUGGAGGCUGCACUGCAGAGGUUUCCCAAGGGCACCGAGGAUCGGUGGGACAGGAUUGCCGAGGCCGUGCCUGGCAAGUCUAGGGAAGACUGUAUGCUCAGGUUCAAGUUCCUCGUGGAGGCACUCCGGAGGCGAAAGGUUGAGGAAAAGUCUAAAACAAAUUAAAGGGACGCUUUUCGCGCGGUUGUUUAUGGAUAUAUAUAAAUAUAUAUUUAUUUUCA
Molecule: messenger RNA, 1519 nt
Organism: Ixodes scapularis (black-legged tick)
Lineage: Eukaryota; Metazoa; Arthropoda; Arachnida; Ixodida; Ixodidae
Product: dnaJ homolog subfamily C member 1
Exons: 1
Coding region: 102-1463 (453 amino acids)
Cellular component (GO): endomembrane system
Source: RefSeq, a predicted model, not a curated record